GCAGAUUAGUUGAGACCAUGUCCAAACUACAGGACAACCAACCGGCGAUUACUGACUUCGUCAAAAUUCGUGCUGAUAAAAACCAAGAUGGUGGACAACUUGCACAGGACUUUGAUAAGCCAUCCUCGAUAACUAUACCCGUGAAGCGAAAUAGACGAGAAGCGGGGUUCCCAAGUAAGGACAGUGAAACUUCGCCAGUACCGUACGAUGACGUUUUUGAGAAAGCUCUUGAUGAAGCAUCCUCAGGUACAUGCACCACAGACGAUCCACAUGAAAUGGAUUCUGAGCAACCGGUAACUAUCCUCUCUCUUACUACCGUUAUGAGAACAUUACUUAAUGAAAAUAACACCCAGAUAAUGUCUCAAAUGCGUGAUAUGGUGAAGCAUGAAAUUGAAAAAUCCACGAUAAAGCUAUCUACUGAUCUAAAACAACUUCGUGAAGAAAAUGACACUCUGAAGUCCAGAAUCAUGAUAUUGGAGAAAUCCCAUACUGAUAUGACUGCUAAGCAAGAUCAGCUAGCCCUUGAGGUAAAUCAUAAUGCUCAAUACAGCAGGAAAUCCACAUUACGUGCCGUUGGGAUCGCUGAUGACAAAAAUGCGUCUGUUGAAAAGUGUAUUGACACUCUCUGUAAAACCCUAAAUGAUCACCUGCCAGCAGGAGCUAUGAUUGAACCUGACCACAUUGAAAUUGCCCACCGUUUGCCUGGAAGAGAUGGGAAGCCACGACAAAUCAUAGCCAAAUUCUUUGACCGACUUGUUAAGGACAAAGUAAUGUCAAACAAGCGCCACCUAAAAGGCACCAAUGUGAGAAUUUACCAUGAUCUUAGUCCGAGAAACAGAGUACUACUGAAAGAAGUCAAGCAGCACAACGAUAUUGAUCAAGCAUGGUACAAUAACAUGAAAGUGUAUGGUAAACUCAAAUCUGGUACAAUCAAAGUAUUCUCAAUCUACGAUAACAUUUAGGGGAAUUACACCUAUUUCAUGGCUAAAGGCGUUUUCAGGGCGUUUUGGGUAACGUAGGCUAGAAUUUUAAAAGCGCCUUGAAGACAACUUUUCGUGAUUACACUUGAUUUUUCUAAAGCGCUUUUAGACUGAUUUAAGACAAAAAUUUGCCAUCAACCAUCGCAUUUGCAUCAAAAUCUGCUAUUUAGAUAUACACUUUCAACCGUAGCGCCAUCUCUGGAGAUUCAAAAUGAUCCGAUACUGUAUGUUCCUUUUUUUCUUAAAUCGUAUUCAAUCUACCUCUGGCGUUAACAAAUAUGUGCUAAAGAAAGCAUGGAAAACAAUGCACAAGCGCGCAAAGAGAGAAGCUCGAUCGUUAGGAGAGAUCCAAGAGAGAUCCAGUAAAAUGAAGAUGGUACUUUUGUUGGGGCUGUUUGGCAUCCUUGGUAAUAUGGGACAGGAACGAACGAUUUGGACAAGACAAAGAUCUCGUCAUUUUUUUGACUUCAUUGUAGAGAGGUAAUUUCAACUAUUCAAUCAUCCCCUCCCCUCGCCUUCUCCAAUCUACAAUAGUACCGGAAUUUCUCGUAUAUAAGCCCUGGGGGU
Molecule: messenger RNA, 1547 nt
Organism: Owenia fusiformis
Lineage: Eukaryota; Metazoa; Annelida; Polychaeta; Sabellida; Oweniidae
Source: the annotation of a GenBank genome assembly